Boleophthalmus pectinirostris (great blue-spotted mudskipper) is the source of this 2379-nucleotide messenger RNA. Its product is annotated as cadherin-related family member 5-like. Gene Ontology annotation, molecular function: cadherin binding; calcium ion binding. The record is from RefSeq and is a predicted model, not a curated record. Lineage: Eukaryota; Metazoa; Chordata; Actinopteri; Gobiiformes; Gobiidae. Gene Ontology annotation, biological process: cell morphogenesis; calcium-dependent cell-cell adhesion; adherens junction organization. Gene Ontology annotation, cellular component: membrane; adherens junction; catenin complex. The transcript is spliced from 15 exons. The coding region runs from base 1 to 2187 and encodes 728 amino acids.
AUGGGGACCAACAGGGACCACCGAAAUAUGAUGAAAACUGGAUUUGGAGUUUUGUUUCUGUUGGUUGUGCUUCAGACGGGGACACAUGCACAAAGUUGUCCACAGGCUCCUAUUCUGGCACGCAUUAAUGAGAACAAUGAAGUGGGGGCAGUGGUCACAACUAUUCCAGAUGUCACAGGAGCCAUUCUAGAAAUCAUAACUUCACUUGUGCCGUUCCGUAUCCAAGGAGAUCAAUUAUUGGUUACUCAGGUUCUGGACUAUGAAAAGGAAACGACAUUUGAAGUCGAUAUUCGAUGCACGCUUUCAGGACAAUCACCAGUACGUUUCCAAGUAAUUGUUCUACUGCAAAAUCUAAAUGACAACAUUCCUACUUUUGCUCAAGAACUUUACACACUGAGUGUUGCUGAGCUGACACCCGUAGAUACACUUGUGAAGACCUUCACUGCAACAGACCUGGACAACUUGGAGCCACUCAUCUACACUCUCACGUCAACACCUGAUGUCUUCAAGUUGAAAUCUCGAACUGACCCUGGGAUCGUUGUGGCCAAACCACUGGAUUUUGACAGCAUUAAAAGUGUUCAACUGAUACUGACUGUUCAGGACACAGACCCCGCAACACCGACCCACACAGACACCACCACCAUAGACGUCACCAUCACAGACACAGACAACAGGCCACCCUGGUUCCAGCCCUGCACUCCGCAAAUAAUCCAGGGGGUCAAAAUCUGUCCCCACACAGGCUAUAGAGGGGAGGUCACCCUGGGAGAGAUGACGGUGGGGCCAAUACCUCUGGAGGGGCAUAAUAUUUGGGCGACUGAUGGAGACACUGGAAUAAAUGAGCCAAGCAGAUACUAUUUCGUAGGUGCAUCUGAGUUUUUUGAUAUUGGCCUUGAAACCGGAAACAUCACUAUGAAGAAAGCUGUAGAUGUGCCAGGCGCUAUUCAAAUGACCGUGAUGGCCACUCAAGCACUAAACGCACACCAGUUUGCCACUACCAGCCUCACUGUGCUGGCCAAAAGUCUCCAUGCACCCCAGUUUGAGAAGACGCUGUAUGAGGCUAUGGUGAAGGGAGUCGGGACCUUAGCUCUGGAUGCUGCUGACAACAACAAGGUGUUGCAAAUACUUGCAAAAGAUGAGGACUACGCUGCAGAUAACGGUAUAAAUCCUUUUAUAGUGUACACAAUGACGGGAAGCAAUAGCACUGCCUUUACUCUCAUGAAUGGAUUCUUGUACAUGUUCACUGAGGUCCCAGAAGGAUUCUAUGACCUGGAGGUCAUGGCAAAAGACAUAAACACCUCUGAAACAGCAACAACUCAGCUCAGAGUGGAAGUGGUGCCAGAGCCCACCACCACUGUUCCUCCGACCACAAUCUCCACAACGCCCACCGAACCAACCAGCAACCCGACCACUCCUGACCAAACAUCUAACCCUACCACAGCGGCAACUACUAACGCAGUUACUAGCCCCACCUCAAAUCCUACCCCUACCCCCAGUGAAAGCACCAAGACGACCAUCAUCACACCUGGAGUUAGUGUUCAAACGUCCAACCCUGUUACAACCACUGGAGGCAUCACGGGCAGCACAGCCGGUGUGAUCAAACCUUCUGGAGACUUCCGGUCAGCAGACAUGGCUGCACUGGGAGCUUCUCUAGGCUGUCUCCUGUUCCUCUCCAUCAUUGUGAUCGCCAUUCUCGUUGUUAAGCUACGAAAAGGCAACGUGGCUUGGAAGAAGAUCAACGAAGCCAGCGCCUUUAGGAGCUCUCUGGGCCCAUCUGGUCAAAAGGAGGGGGUCCAAUUUACAAAUGAAGCUUUCGAACAUGACGAUGACGACAAAGACAACAAAGGUCCCUCUGGUGGUGGUUUAGAGACAGACAAACCCCAGCCCAGAUCUCUCCCGAGACCCCCUUCACCGAUUCAAGAUGAGGAAAAAGAGGUGAAGCCCAUCCUAACAAAGGACAAAUUCAAAGAGGAUGGGUACAAGGCAGUUUGGUUCAAGGAGGACAUCGACCCUAAUGCCAAAGAGGAAGUAGUGAUCAUCCCGGACAGAGGAGAGGAGGAGGAGGAAGACGAGGAUGAGGGAGAGUCAAAGAGAUCCAAAGUGAUGUUUAAUGACGCAGAUGUGGACAGUGGACUUGGGGACAAAAAUGAGGACUCAGAGGAGGAGAAAACUCUGACUUCCAGUCUGUGAGACAAACAAAACAACUGAUUAGACAAAUAUUACAAUCAAGUCAGUAUACUUCAUUGAUCUAUAAAGCCCUAGUCCGAUUCCAUUUGACUGAUUUUAAAUGAACAUACUGACAUAUAGACCUAUCUCUUCUAAAAAUUCACACUUCACUGUGAUUACUUAAAUCAUACAGUGGAUGCAUUAAAAAAAGACACA